Messenger RNA from Dissoconium aciculare CBS 342.82, 2077 nucleotides. RefSeq lists its product as uncharacterized. The record is from RefSeq and is a predicted model, not a curated record. Lineage: Eukaryota; Fungi; Ascomycota; Dothideomycetes; Mycosphaerellales; Dissoconiaceae. Bases 354 to 1670 code for a protein of 438 amino acids. The transcript has a single exon.
GGGAUUGACUUGCAGUAGCCGUCACCGCGUCAUGCAAACGUGGAGGGAGCUAAAGCACGACUGCCCUACUGCACAUUAUUUUCUACUGCUGGCUGCCGCUGCACCUCUGUGGUAGAUGCGUCUGUAGCUUCCUCUUCACCCACCAGCCGAUUCGUGUCGUGCAGAAUACAGAUCUCGCCGACACACACUACUACACCGCGUGCUGGACUCCUCCUUCUUCUCCCUUCACACACGUCCUUGCUUGGAUACAACACACAACACACAUCGCCAUCUUUUCCUUUUGUCUCAAUUGCAAAGUCUCAAGACAUCAAUCCCCUCUCUGUCUCACACUCAUAGCCGGCGAAUCCCCGACAAUGGCUUAUCCACCGCCCGCUUCAUCAUAUGCAACGCCCAAAUACCCGCAUAACGCUAUUCGAGAUGUACCACUCUUUCAACCGCCAAAAUCUCCAGCUUCAACCCACGCCGACCGCUCAGUUGCUAUGGCGGCUGACUACUUCUCAAGAGGAUCUCGCAAGCGCCCGCGAUCCGACUCCCUCUCCUACGACUACCUGCAGUCUCGCAACACUCACACACACACUCCCAGCUGGGCUCAACUACCGACGCCUUCCGAAGACGGCUUCUCCUUCUCCUCGUCGAGACAAGUUAACGAGCGAUAUCGAUUAGCCGGAGGGUACGACACACCGUCGAUCCUUGCAACUUCUCAACACGAAAGGUCAUUCCCGGCGGAGAACGCGAAUCGGAGACGACUAAGAGACGACGACUUUGACGACGGACAACAACAUUCAGAGUCCUCGCUCCUCUCAGGUCCGCUCGCGCGUGAGCGCAACGGCGUUGCCCGUAUGCACACCGACUCCGAAGAAGGCUCACCUUCGACAUGGACCGGGCUGGCCUUCAGCUUCGUCGGCAAGGUUUUCAAUUUCGGUACGAGUGUAGUCAAGGGAUUCUAUGCAGGUGGUGGCAAAGGCUACGAUAUGAACGAUUAUGGACUCGUAGGAUCGGAUCUUCUACAAGCAAGUGCACAACGCCAGCGUCGUCAGCCUCUCCCGAGCCCACUGCCAGGUGCGUGGGAGGACGGCGAAUUCCUUGGCGAUUUUGAACAAGACAAUCCGACCUUCACGCCAUCGCCUAGCAUGCGACCGGCGAACAAGCGCCGCCAGACCGACAAGGACACAUGGGUUGUGGUCGCUCAGCAAGAACAAACGCCUACGACAAGUCAUCCCUCCAUGUUGCCACCGAUCAACACUGCAGUCGCACAUCAACCCGAAAUGGAGAGGCCCGCCGCAAGCCGCGCACAAAAUCGACGAAGCAUGGCGCCUCUCCCCCCACGGCGACAAUCUGGCGUUGCCCUCAACGGUAGUCCUCUCUCGAUCGUUCCUCCGUCAGCACAUCACCGACGGGCAUCCGUGGCAUCAAUGCGGUCAGCGCAUAGCCGUCAUAAUAGCGGCAACGGCUCUCCGUUGUCGUGCGUCAGCCCCGAGGCUGAGCGUUUCGCCCGUCGGCAGGCUAAGCAGGAACGUGCUACCGACAAGGCUAUGUCAAGUAUGAGCCGCAGAAUGGAGGAGAUGAUUCGUCAGGCGCAGGAAGCCCUGGGCACGAAGAUCUCGGUCGAGGGCAAUGACGACUCACUGGAAGACGAGGGGUUCGUCGACGACGACGGUGAGGAUUGGUGACGUGGCGGCGAUAUUCCUUUGUGAAGGGAGCGCCUUCACGUGUGAGCAAUAUUUUCCUGCUCCCGUUCCUUUGCUGGUCGGAGGAAAAAGCAACUUUUGGACUGAGAUUUUUGCAAAGCCAGGCGCGAGAUACCCAAAUGGUUAUUUUUCAUCUCUGGGAUUUGGAAGUCCCUAUUAAUGCAUGCGGCUGUUGAAUCUCAUUCCAGCCUUGUUAAAUUCUAGACAGUACUUUUUAAUGAUGAUGAUAUUUUCUCCAAUUAAUUCCCGACGAUGCCUACUCUGUUCAUGUUUUCAGCAGUGGUUAAGCAGACCGAAUAAUGAUACGCAUCGGACCGCGAAAACACAUCGAUGAAGAUUCAUCUCCGUUUACACAUUACCCUCCCCUUUCCUCCGACCCUCCAAUUCUC